Thunnus maccoyii (southern bluefin tuna) is the source of this 4190-nucleotide messenger RNA. Its product is annotated as AFG3-like protein 1. Bases 16 to 2496 code for a protein of 826 amino acids. Lineage: Eukaryota; Metazoa; Chordata; Actinopteri; Scombriformes; Scombridae. Gene Ontology annotation, molecular function: zinc ion binding; ATP binding; ATP-dependent peptidase activity. Gene Ontology annotation, biological process: mitochondrial protein processing; protein-containing complex assembly. The transcript has 17 exons. The record is from RefSeq and is a predicted model, not a curated record. Gene Ontology annotation, cellular component: membrane; m-AAA complex.
CUGAAAUCUCGCGAGAUGACUACGGGAGUUGUUGGCACGGGAUCAAGACGCACAGUAGUUGAUGGCUCUGCUGGAGAUCAGAGCCUGCAGAAAGUGGCUGACAUGAUGGGGUUGUUCUCUGUGAGUGUCGGGCCCUUUCGGAACCGAGUGCGGACGGUCCGGACGUGGAGCCGAGACUUAUCCGUAAUUUCAGCUACUUUUCGCCACAGCGGUGCAGUUGCGGCGAAGACGCCACUGAUCCAAAGGAAAUGUGGAAGAUUAUAUCAACACAGUUUCCCACUUGCUCGGUUACUUAGCUCAAACAAACCGCCAAGAGGUUUUGAAAAGUUUUUCCCAAAGAGUGAGGAGAAUCCCGGUGUCAACAAAUCCAAUGAAAAUGAAAAUACCAAAGAGGAAGAAUCUCUUGAGAGGGAGGGACGGGACGCAAAUGAAGAAGGGGAUGAUGGACAAAGAGGAGGAAAAAAGGAAGAAUCACACUGGUGGACGCGUCUUCAGGAUGAUUUUCCCUUGGAUGAAAAAGCAUUACGUUACCUUGCAUUUGCUGCAGCAGGCAUGGCCUCAGCUUUUCUGUACUUCUACUUCCGAGAGACGGGGGUCCAGAUCUCCUGGAAGGACUUUGUGCAUCACUACUUGAACAGAGGCUUGGUGGAUCACCUGGAAGUUGUCAACAAACAAUACGUCAAAGUAAUUCCUGUCCAUGGAGUGAACACAUCCGAAGUGAGCUAUUUGUGGUUCAACAUAGGCAGUGUCGACUCAUUUGAGCACAACCUGGAGUUAGCUCAGCAGGAUAUGGGUUUUGACUCCACACACAAAGUCCCUGUUUACUACAGCAGUGAAAGUGAUGGGACAUUACUAUUUAGCAUUCUCCCAGCCUUACUUCUGGUUGGCUUCUUAGUUUUUGCCACACGGCACGGACCGAUGGCACAAUCUCGUGGAAACAGGGGGCGAGGAAACCCCUUCAGUAUGAGUAAAUCCAAAGCCAAGAUCAUAAAGGACAACAUCAGUGUUCGAUUCACGGAUGUUGCAGGCUGUGAGGAAGCCAAACUGGAGAUUUUGGAGUUUGUCAACUUCCUGAAGAACCCUCGGCAGUACAAGGAUCUGGGAGCUAAGAUCCCUAAGGGUGCAGUGCUAUCCGGUCCACCAGGAACAGGGAAGACCUUGCUAGCUAAGGCCACUGCAGGAGAGGCUAACGUCCCCUUCAUCACUGUCAGUGGCUCAGAGUUCCAGGAAAUGUUUGUUGGCGUGGGCCCAGCAAGGAUAAGGGAUAUGUUUGCCAUGGCUCGAAAAAAUGCCCCUUGCAUCCUUUUCAUUGACGAGAUUGACGCAGUGGGCAGGAAGAGAGGCAGAGGGAACUUCGGUGACCAGAGCGAGCAAGAAAACACGCUCAACCAGUUACUUGUGGAAAUGGAUGGGUUCAAUAGUAGCACCAAUGUGGUUGUUUUGGCUGGCACCAAUAGAGUUGAUAUCCUGGAUCCAGCUCUGAUGAGGCCUGGACGCUUUGAUCGACACAUAUAUAUAGGCCCACCAGAUAUAAAAGGCAGGGCAUCCAUCUUUAAGGUGCAUUUGAGACCUUUGAAGUUGGACUCCAGUAUAGAAGUAGAGGCUUUAGCCAGGAAGCUAGCUGCACUAACUCCAGGUUUUACUGGGGCUGAUAUUGCUAACGUGUGUAACGAGGCUGCUCUAAUAGCAGCACGUCACAUGAACCAGCAUGUUGAUACCAAGCACUUUGAACAGGCAGUCGAGAGAGUCAUUGGAGGUCUUGAAAAAAAAACACAGGUACUGCAGCUUCCAGAGAGGACUACUGUGGCGUAUCAUGAGGCCGGACAUGCUGUGGCCGGCUGGUUCCUAGAACAUGCAGACCCCCUACUUAAGGUGUCCAUCGUUCCCAGAGGAAAAGGUUUAGGUUAUGCUCAGUAUCUUCCUAAGGAACAGUACCUGUUCACCCGGGAGCAGCUGUUUGACAGAAUGUGCAUGAUGCUGGGGGGUCGAGUGGCUGAGCAGGUUUUUUUUAGUCGAGUCACCACCGGGGCACAGGAUGACCUCAGGAAAGUCACACAGUCUGCCUAUGCACAGGUUGUACAGUUUGGAAUGAGUGAGGCGGUGGGUCAGGUGUCUUUUGACCUCCCUCAGCAGGGUAACUUCAUAACUGAGAAGCCCUUCAGUGAACCUACAGCCCAGCUUAUAGACCAGGAGGUCCGCUUACUCAUAGAUGCUGCCUUCCAGCGGACACUUCAGCUUGUCACCGAUAAAAAAGGACUGGUGGAAAAGGUGGCGAAACGUCUUCUAGAAAGAGAGAUUCUAGACAAAGCCGACAUGGUGGAACUGUUGGGACCUCGUCCCUUUCAAGAGAAGUCAUCAUAUGAGGAGUUUGUAGAAGGGCUUGGGGAACUUGAGGAGGACACUUCCCUCCCUGAAGGGCUGAAGCACUGGAACAGAAACAAAGGGGAUGAAAAACACCUGCAGAGUGGGCAAAACAAAUCAGCUGUUUACUUGUAGUUGGACACGCAGGCUCAGGGCAAAUAUUCCACUGGAUUCGGGUGAAUAUUAGUGAAUAUAAGUGCAACAACAUCUCCUCUAGACUGCAACCUGUCAGGACUCUGAAAAAAAAACCUGUUUCAUCUCACUGACAACUGCAAAGGGAGGGAAGCUGAUGUGAUGCACAGGUCUUUAAUGACCUAGAUUAUGCAAUGUGCAAUUAUUUUGUAGUUUUUAUAUUCCAGCAGGAAUUCCAAAAAUACAUAUCAUUUUAAUGUUACGACGGUUUAAAGUCAAUAAGCUAAGGCAUUUGUGAAAAAGCCCAUUUGUAGCUUACCUUCCACUGGAGGUACCUUCUACACAUUUCCUCCCACACUCGGAUGCACUCACACUGACAAACAUACCACAAAAUAAUUUGCAGUUAGGUCAGGAAAGUUAUUGCGCUACAGUUAAAACAGAAUUCAAACGGGAUUUUGUGUUUAAAAUUCAGAAUGAGUUGACAUGGUGGUGGGUACAUUAACAUAUCUGACAUAUCUGUGCUGGAAUUAAAUUUUACUCUGAGGCUCAUUACUCUUAAUUAACCUUACUCCGUUUCAGCAUAACGGGUGUUUAUUUCUUACUGAUAAAUAAUGGUAAUGAUUCCCAUGAAUCUGUAUGAGGGUGGGUAGAGUAUUGUCUCAUCCACCACUUCACUAUAUUGGCAGAUUUUUUUCAUUCAUUUAUCAGUCAAAGCAGCUGUUAGGACUCAGUAUUUGCAGGUUUUACUUUUUGCACUUCUGACAGAUGUUACAAAUGUUAUUGGAUCGCAAGUACUGUAGGUUGUUUUCUCCUCUUCAGUGGUGUCCUCAGGGAGUCAGCUCUAAUGUAGACCUCGAUGACUCUUGGUUGAUGGUCACUUUAGCACCGGGAACAGCUGAGCUGAGUAAGAUGCUGCAAUUUUUUUUUCUCUAAAACAGAUGUUUAACUCUUCAGCGCUCACACUACCUCACAGUCUCCGUAUUUGUAGCGGCCUCUAAAAAUAACAUUAUACUCUGGAUAAUUCAUUGGUCACAAUAGUCAUACUACAGUGAGGUUAUGCUUCUCAUGUCUUGUUAAUGUUUAGUCGGUGUGAUUAAAACAAGAUAGUAAGUCUAGAUAGUAAUCUAAAGUGAGGACAAAUUGGUUUUUCCAUGGAUGGAUUUGGGGGGGUUUUCUCCCUCUCAAUACACAUAUACCCUCCUCCAGCAUCUAUUAACAUGACAACAAAUUGCUGUUAUUCAGGUAAUAAUUAUUUCAGUCAUUUGUGGCUUAUUUUAGAAGACACAAGUUAUAAUUGUCAUACAGUCUAUUUGAGAACAACUCCUUACACACUGUUAUCAUGACGUUAAGUGUCUUAAUAAUAAAGCCAGUUGCUUCUGCACAGAGUAAACAGCUUUACAGGUUUACUCUAUAAAAAAAUACCUGAAUUCCUGGCUUGCAUUAUGAGCAGUGUGUGCCCUUUUUAACAUUUUUAUCAGAUUUUCCACCAGGAUACCAACCAGCAUGACACAAUCAUCCAAAUUUCAGAAAAACAAAUAAAUAAUGAGCAGACUGAUGCUAUGUCAGUGUGGAUGAAAGCUGUUUUUGCUUAAUGAAUAUUUCUUUGUACAUGUCAGUGAGGAUUAUUGAUUUUACAUUGUGAUAUGAAGACAAAAGAAACAUCUAAAAUGUGAGGCUGUUGUGGCUCACACACACAU